AUGGCUUCUUCCGAUAUAUUUGAUGUCUUGAACAUUCAAAAUCCAAGAGCUGGUAGCCCAGGGUCUUCUGGUGCUACGCCAGGCCCUAGUCGUGCCCCAAAGCUUCAGGUAAGCGGAAUGCAACGAGAGCUUUACAAUCUUCUAGGAGACAAUACACCACCUGUGGCAGUUCAGAAGGGAAGCAAGUUCAAAGAUAAGCUACGAGCAAUGGCCAAACCAUCACCUUGGACUUUCGCGGAAUUUGAACCAACUCCUUCCGUGAAACUCAGGCAUUGGGUGAAAGGUUCGAAGGAACUAGUUGAUCAGCAGCCACAAGUUAAUGCGUUUGAAAAGUAUAAUACAAAACUGACCAUUCCAGAAUUUACUGAGGAGGACUAUAAUAGCUUCAUGGCUGGCACGAAAGUCGGAAGUGAAGACGAGGAACAAUGGGGCUACGAAGAAGUACGACAACUCUUUGACCUCUGCCGAAAGUAUGAUUUGCGCUGGUUUAUUGUUCAAGAUAGGCAUGAAGGAAAGAAACCUAGGUCUUUGGAGGAUAUGAAAGAGGCAUUUUAUCUUGUGUGUCAUCAAUAUUUUUUGGCUAAGAAUCCUGACAACCCAUUGAUAUCAUCACUCAACUUCUCUAAGGAAAAGGAAGUAGAGCGUAAAAAAUACCUCCAGAGACUACUUUCGAGGUCGGCUGCUGAAAUUGCAGAAGAAGAAGCUCUCAUUGUCGAAUCUAAGAAGUUUGAAAUGGCGGCUAAAAAAACGGCUAGCGAAAGAGAAACGCUUCUACGCCUUUUGGACUCACCAAAUUCAGACAAACCGAUUGCACAAUUUUUGACCUCUCAAGGUAUGACACAACUGUAUAACAGCCUACUGUCCGAUAAGAGUAAAAAACGCAAGCACGAUCCGGCUGUGCCGGAGAAUCCAUGGAUGAAGCAACAACAGCAGUUUGCGCAGCAGAAACAACAGAUGCAGCAGUUGCAAGAGCAGAAAGUUAACAGCACACAUGUUCAAAACCAAGCCAAGAAAACUAAGAAACAAAAGCAGGAGAUGCAAAUUGCUGUAAAGCGGAAAGCAGACAGCGAAUAUGCUGAGCAACUGCUGCAGGGGUUUACUGCAGAAGAAAGAAAGUCUCUGGGUGUUCAAUGCCAUGGAGAAAAAUUGCCGUCAGGUGCGUAUCUAAGAUCGACCAGAGUUUCCACAUUCAAGGCUGCAACGCAAAGCAAAAUAGCAGCAACUUUGCAGGAGCUGGGUUUGCCUAGUAGACCGGCAAUGCCAACAUUCGAGGUCGCACACUAUCAUGAUGCUCUUCUUGGACGUAUCAAUAGCCUGUUAGAUUUGAAGAGGCGAGUGGACAAAUUGGAAGCAGAAAAGGAUAUAAAGAAAGUGUGA
Messenger RNA from Lachancea nothofagi CBS 11611, 1377 nucleotides. The record is from the annotation of a GenBank genome assembly. Lineage: Eukaryota; Fungi; Ascomycota; Saccharomycetes; Saccharomycetales; Saccharomycetaceae.